AGGGCUCUGUCAUGUGUUUCUGGACGUAUCAUGGGCUGUGUAUGAAGUCACGUGACCAACAUAUCUGCGCAUAUUAAAGCUGAUGUUGCUAUCUCCUGCCUCCAGUCUCCCAGAUUCCUUCAAAAUCCCCUCAAAUUUUCACUUCGCAUCUUUAAGCAGGCAGAAGAAAGCCGACCAUGAGUAUCUCCAAAAGUCACUGUGGAGGUCAGACUGAUCCUCUGAUGCAGUAUUUACUCAAACACUCACUGAGGGAACACCCGGUCCUGAAGAAACUACGAGAGAGGACGAUGGAGCACAGUUUGAACGUCAUGAUGGUGGCUUGUGAACAGUCCCAGUUUAUGGUGAAUCUGGCCAAACUCAUCAAAGCAAAGAAAGUGGUAGAAGUCGGAGUGUACACAGGAUAUAACACUUUGAACAUGGCGCUGGCGUUACCGGACGACGGAGUGAUCGUGGCCUGUGACAUCAGUGAAGAAUACACCAACGUUGGAAAACCUUUCUGGAAAGAGGCUGGAGUUGAACAGAAGAUUGACCUGCGCUUACAGCCUGCUCUGAAGACUUUAGACGAUCUUCUCGCUGCUGGAGAGGGUGAGACUUUUGACUUUAUUUUCAUCGACGCAGAUAAAACCGGCUACGACAACUACUACGAGCGAUCUCUGCAGCUGCUCAGGAAAGGAGGGGUCAUCGCCAUUGACAACGUUUUGUGGGGAGGAAGCGUCUUGAAUCCCAAAGAUGACGACACCAUAGCCAUCGACAAACUCAACAAGAAGCUUUUACGUGACACCAGGAUCAGCCUGAGCAUGCUGCCAGUGGGAGAUGGAGUAACGCUGGCUAUAAAACUAUAACAACUUAGGAAAAGUAAUAUUACAACCAUCUACACUCAUAGGCCUGUCACAAUAACAAAUAUUCAAGCGCAGACUAUAGACCCUUUAAAAUCCUGUGGCAUCACAAUGUUCAAAAUUCUGAAAUGGAGGCAACACUUGUGAAUUUUCAAGGUAAUUCCUUACUUACUUUGCUUUUCUGUUAAGAAGGAUGGAAAAAUACAACUCCCUAACCUCAAAAUUGUAUUCGAGCUUCACAAAAAGUAUAAUUUAUAAUAAUGAAAUGUGUAAUUUAUCUGUAGAUGAAACUGUAGUGAGCUCAACUUUUCUUUAAGGAUUUGUUCAGUGAAACUUAAAACCAAAGAAUCUGGACUUUUCCUUGAUAAAAAAAAAAUACUUUGAGUCUAUCAUAAUCUCUUCUUAAAUAAAUAAUAUAAAACACAACUGUACAUGUUUUAAAAAUAGGCUCUGAUGUCUCUCACAUGUAUCCGAGUGGUUUUCGUUUGCCAAAUUUCCCUUAAGUUUUUCAUAUUUUGUGAUUUUCGGAAGUUAAUCCCAGUUUUCCCAUUGAAAUCCCAUUAUGUUCCAAUUUCAACUUUUGCCUCCAGCUGCCUCCAUUUAGGAAUUUAGACUUUUUUUUUUGAAGGAUCUGUAGAAUAUAUCACCAAAAAAAUAUCAGAAAAUAUCACUAUAAGCAAUAAAACUGAAACUAGUGAAAGAUACUGGGUGCAUUUACAUGGCCAGUAAAAAUCCAGGAUCAGUAAUGAGUCAUAAAUUCAAUUUUUUUUUCCACGUAUUUGAGCAUAAUUAUAAUGGUGUUAUGAUCAGGAAGUGCGUAUUAGCAUGCUAGUCACCGUUAGCAUUACCAGGAUGGCAAAACUCUGCUCUGGUCUGGUCUACAAAUUGUGAAAAGCGCUUUAAAAAAAUCACGUAAAAGAAAAAGUUUCCCUUAUCAGUACAGUAAUUAUCGUGACAGGCCUAAAUUCAAUACAUUUUUAGGAUUUAAUUAAUUGCUUUAUUUCAUUUUUUUUAUAUUUUUCUAAUCACAGACUUGCAUAUACGGCAUUAAUGGAACUCAACAGUGCCCCCUGGUUCCAGAAGUAAAUUUCUGAUUCAUUUUUCUGAUAGACUUUCUGAAAAAAAAUGUAAAGUUUGAAAGCUUGCUCAGGGCUGAUCAGCUGAGCAGUGGUAAUCAAUAACCAAAAGAAAUAUGCUUUUAUUUAAAAUCUGUUUCUAAAAUUUUAUAAGCAGCUAAUUUAUUAAAACAUUUCACUGAAUUUUGCUUUUUGGACUUAAAACAGUGUUAUGGAGAUGAGCCUCUGCAAAGCCUUUGUACUCUUAAUGUAAUAAAUUAGUUUUUUCAUUAUUAUUUUUUUACUUAUUUGAAAUUUUUGAAAAUCUACAGGAAAAAUUAUGGAAAAUUUACUUCCCAUAUUGGAGCAGGAGGUCACUGUUGAGCUCUGUUUUUGCCAAAGAAACUACUAAAAUAAUCAUUAGUAAUUGUGUAUUUUCCAUAUUUUUACAUAGCAUUUUCCACUUCUGAAAAUAGUGAAAUUGUGUUAAGAUAAAUUUAAAUGUUAAUUGUUUUUAGUGUCAUUUCAAAAUUCUUCACUGCCUGUAUUACUCCAAUAACGGAGUUUGUUAAAUUAAUUUGACAUUGUAAUGAAUAACUUGUCAAACAAAACAAAAAAUAAACAAUGCAUUUUGCAAUAACUUUAUACAA
Boleophthalmus pectinirostris (great blue-spotted mudskipper) is the source of this 2541-nucleotide messenger RNA. RefSeq names its product catechol O-methyltransferase domain-containing protein 1-like. The transcript has 7 exons. Gene Ontology annotation, molecular function: S-adenosylmethionine-dependent methyltransferase activity; O-methyltransferase activity. NCBI's taxonomy places the organism in Eukaryota, Metazoa, Chordata, Actinopteri, Gobiiformes, Gobiidae. Bases 177 to 842 code for a protein of 221 amino acids. The record is from RefSeq and is a predicted model, not a curated record.